UGCGCAAGAGGCUGCGCCGCUCUCUCAACGCAAGUUAUGUAGCAGGCCUGGGCCUGAGCUGCUACUUAGCCGGUCAUCUCCUGUACGGAAUAAGGCGGGAGGAGGAGGCGGCGGCAGGAUUGCACGACCCGGCGGACUUUCCCGGGCUAUGGGGCCCUGGCUGGAUUCGGGCUGGAGUCUUCAUUCAGUCGGUGGGGCCUAAACGGGGUGCCCGAAGGAGAGAUAUGAGCCAGUGAAUAAGGAGGGGAGAAGCUGGCGCUAGCUCCCCGCUUCCACCCCCACAAGAGCCCAGGGAGCGACGCUACUAUGGCUCAGGAGAAAAUGGAGCUGGAUCUAGAAAUCCCGGGGCCCCCGAGUGAUGGGAAUCUGAGGAGAUCCAAUAGCGCCCCUCUAAUCAAUGGGCUCAGUGACAAUUCACAGGUGUUUCAGACAGAUGUUAUAAGAGCACGGCGGAACAGCACCACUGUAGUGAAUCGACAGAGUCUGGUUGUGCCAUCUUCUCCAAUACGUAUCUCAAGUAGCCGUCUUCAUCAGAUCAAACAGGAAGAGGGAGUGGACCUUAUGAUUAAUAGAGAGACCGCUCAUGAAAGAGAAGUGCAAGUGGCAAUGCAAAUGAGCCAGUCCUGGGAGGAAAGUUUAAAUCUGAGUGACAAUGAUCUCGACAAAUCAUCUUCUCCAAAGAGAAUUGAUUUUGUUCCAGUGUCUCCAGCUCCUUCUCCCACAAGAGGGAUCGGAAAGCAAUGCUUUUCGCCAUCGUUACAAAUACUUGUCAGCAGCAAUGGAUUGCCUCCCAGCCCUACCCCUAGCCCUACAAGGCGGUUUGCAACCAGGAGGAGUCAAAGUCCCAUAAACUGCAUUCGACCCAGCUCACUUGGACCCCUUAAAAGGAAAGGUGAUAUGGAGAUUGAAAGUCAGCCAAAACGACUUUUCCAAGGCACUACAAACAUACUGUCUCCAGAUGUCUCAAGCUUAUCAGAUCUAAGCGCUUGUCUUUCGUCUGAAAACCUGGAUGGAAGCAGCAGCAGUCUUAGUUCUUCCUGCAACUCGCCUGCUAAAAACGUAGUUCCUGAAUCUCCUCCUUCCAACACAUUCUUUAUGCCAGUGGACCGACACUCGCCUAAGUGAUAUUUCCGCAAAAGCCUGUGGACUCGCCCCUUCUUAUUUAAUCCAUAUUUUCAGGGUUUGUCAAAAGAAAGGACAUUUCUGGUCGGUUUUAACAUCUUGUGUAUUAUAUAUUCUUUGGCUCUCUGGCUCUUGAUGAACAUGGAUAAGGAUUCUAGAAACUUACACAGAUAGCCAGCGAUUGGCUUUGCCUGACAUGAAUUGCUGAAAUUUUCUGUGGUAUAGUAAGAUGCUUAAACUGAAUUUUUAUUUUUUUAGAGAUUUUACAAAUGUGUUUGUGUUAAAAUAGCUGACAUGCUGUUUCUAAGCUGCUGACAACUUUUUGUCCCCGACACUAAAACAAAGACCUAUUUAUUUAAGGGGAUAAUGACUGAAAUGUUGUAAUACUGUAAAAAUAUAUUACUACUGUGGGAUUCUUCCUCUAAUGGAACCUUGUAUUUUACUAUUUGUAUCAUUUUAAGUCUUGAUGUUGUGAUCUGCAUAAAGAUUUUUUUAAAAUUGCCCGAGUUCUGUUUUUAAUAAAAUCUCCCUCAUGGCAGAUACAA
This is a messenger RNA of Xenopus tropicalis (tropical clawed frog), 1667 nucleotides long. It is a transcript of the gene pabir3, whose product is annotated as PABIR family member 3. Lineage: Eukaryota; Metazoa; Chordata; Amphibia; Anura; Pipidae. The record is from RefSeq and is a predicted model, not a curated record. Gene Ontology annotation, molecular function: protein serine/threonine phosphatase inhibitor activity. The coding region runs from base 307 to 1125 and encodes 272 amino acids. The transcript is spliced from 10 exons.